AUGCUCUCAAAUCUCUUUCUAGCAUGUCUACUAUCCAGCAUCAGUAUCACCGCACAUGCCUCUCAGACAGCUACUAUAACACACAACCAUGAAUUCAAAGCAGUCCAGAAAUCCCCCAGCGUCAUCAUCACCGGUCCCUCCUCCCUCAACAUAACCCACCUGCUCGCACACAGACACACAAAUACAAACUCACCCAGAUAUAAAUAUGAAUCUGUUAAUCACAACACCUAUCGCCCCGGCGACACAACCUUCCACAGCUUCGCCUUCUCCCUCCAGGAAGAAUGGCAGUUCGCGCUGCGGGGAUACUACAAUCUCGCGCGGUUCACUGCAGAGCCCCCCGGCGCCGACCGUCUACCAGGCUUAAUCUGGGUCCAGGAGAAUCAGCUCUACGCUCGUCUAGUCACUGGAACGCCUCAUGAGCGCCAGAUGAGGACUUUUAGUCUAGGAAGUGUGAAGCUGGGGAGGUGGUAUGUGGUGUCUAUUCUGGUCAAGUGGGGUGUUGAGGGGAAUGGAAAUCUCCAGUUUUGGGUUGAUGGGGAGAAGGUACUGGAAGAGUUGGGAGUAGAUACGAUUAUUGAUGAUGGGCGGCUGUUUCGGUUUGAGAGUUGUGGGUUGGGGAGGUGUUUGGGGGUGUAG
Molecule: messenger RNA, 636 nt
Organism: Aspergillus fischeri NRRL 181
Lineage: Eukaryota; Fungi; Ascomycota; Eurotiomycetes; Eurotiales; Aspergillaceae
Exons: 1
Coding region: 1-636 (211 amino acids)
Source: RefSeq, a predicted model, not a curated record